This is a messenger RNA of Truncatella angustata, 1890 nucleotides long. RefSeq lists its product as uncharacterized. The transcript has 3 exons. The coding region runs from base 1 to 1890 and encodes 629 amino acids. NCBI's taxonomy places the organism in Eukaryota, Fungi, Ascomycota, Sordariomycetes, Amphisphaeriales, Sporocadaceae. Gene Ontology annotation, cellular component: lipid droplet. The record is from RefSeq and is a predicted model, not a curated record.
AUGAAUGGACACAAACGUCGUUGCAUUGCUAGUGGCUGUUUGUGCCAACCGGAGCUGCAUGUCCGGCUACCUCCCCGAAGCCCCGGCACGGGCGCCGGUUUGACGACAGGCACAUCGCUUGCCGCGUCUCAGCUCGACCUGCCGCCCAUCUCUGCAUUGUUUCUUAUCAAGUUCGACGUCAAGGCCGGCUACACGUUGACAUGGAAGGCCGCGCAGCCGGGCAUCGAGCUAGAGGGGACUGUCGAAUACAAGUCGCUACCAUCGGGGCUACACACCGUCAAAGACGACCUCAUAUACUUUGUGCACGACGGCUAUGCCGGCCUCAGUGCGUUUGUCAAUGCCCCCGUCGAAGAUACCGAGGCAAGGAAUGCGUGCAUGCUAGCCGUCGGCGUCCUAGUACCCUUGAGCUACGGGAGACUCGGCCGUGCUUGGAGGCACGCGGAAGGAUUAAAGGAGAUUGCAUCAAAGAUGGUUCUCAGCGACAAGGACACAAGCAUACUAGAGCAAUAUUGGAACAAGAACCGCGCAGGCGAUGACUCGAUCCAGCAAGAGCUCACCACGUCCAAGGAUUCUCCGGAGCCUUCCACUGUCACCUUUCAGGAGCAACCCAAACCACCAAAGAAGCAGAGCACUACUCGGCACAGGUCCGCUUCAGACGGAACAGGACUGUUGGCUCCCGGGCACAAGCUUUCUACGUAUCAUCCAGCUUGGAGCUUGACCGCGCUGCUAGAUACCUUCGGACCUCUCAUCUUCCCUAUCCAUCGCGCUGCAUUAUUACGCAAACGCAUCCUUAUUUCAUGUCACGCACCAGUGCAAGAAGUCUGUAAUUUCGUGUACAAUAUUUCAAUUCUUUCUAACAUUCCAAUACCGACCUACGAGGUUCUUCCCCAAGGCGGUCCAUCACAUCGCUUGCGGCCGCUGUUCACUAUUGGAGUCCACGAUAUCCCUUUUCUAACGGAAGAUGCCAAACACAGGCCCUCGGCGGCUGAAGCAACAGACCAAGAGCCAGGGAUGGGCUCCGGCUGGAUCGCCUGCACCACCGAUAGCAUUCUAGCCUUGAAGGACACUUUGUGGGAUGUGCUUAUCACUAUGCCACCGCCACAUGCUUAUGCAGCUAAGACGCAUGUUUGGCCGACAGUUGAACUGCCUGGAGGAGUACAGAUUAAAGCGACACAGCGAGACAUGCGCAGAUACAAAGCUCUUCGCACUGGGUUGUUCAGGAUACAGAAUAGCAACAGUGCCACUGCGGAGAGCCCGGGGUCACAAAGGCCACCGAGCGUCCUUGUGGAAUCUCAGAAGCAGGUCCAGGACGACCCACUGUUGGAUGAGGCUGAGAAAAUUGUCGAGCCCCUGUCAUGGGCGGCACUUGCCUACAACGGCUUCAUGUGGUGGGCGUCUGCUGGCGAACAAGCCCGAUCUGAAGAAUCUGAAGAGGCAUUGCAUGAUGCCUCGCUACUUGCUGACAUUUCGCAUUCAAACAUGUCGCUACAUAUGUCAUCUUCCACUGGGUCGUUGAGGAGACGAUCUUCAACAGGAGCGCCUACCAGCUCGCUUCCCGCCGAUGAGGCAAGAAGCGAACUGGCCAUCAUCGCUUAUUUCCAUCGUCUUACUUCACAAGUAUUGACCGCGUUGGCUGAUAUCGUAGAGAGCGCAGAUGAAGACGAGUCAGAGAACAAUGAUGAUGUCGACACAUUGGUCCCAGGGGACCAUGAAGACGAGUAUGAUGUCAGAGGCAUACGGAUCAAUCCUGAAGAAAUCAAGUCCAUGGGUCUGGACAGAUGGAGCCACAGUGAUGCCGAAUUUGUAAAGGCGGCUACUGAUGUGUAUUUUGGCAGGAGAGCGUACAUCCAAGGCAAAGCUGUUGAGGUCUGCGGCGUCAGAGUUUGCUAG